Messenger RNA from Plodia interpunctella (Indianmeal moth), 2543 nucleotides. RefSeq lists its product as uncharacterized. Lineage: Eukaryota; Metazoa; Arthropoda; Insecta; Lepidoptera; Pyralidae. The record is from RefSeq and is a predicted model, not a curated record. Gene Ontology annotation, molecular function: serine-type endopeptidase activity. Gene Ontology annotation, biological process: proteolysis. The coding region runs from base 194 to 2371 and encodes 725 amino acids. The transcript has 6 exons.
GGCUCUCUUGGACUCAGAGAUAAGGCCGCGCGCGUUGCCUAAAUCUAUGCUUAAUCCAAGCAUACACACGGAUUCCAUUCGGCUGUAUACUUUGACAGUGCUAAAAUUUCAAUCAAAAGGUGUGAUUAUGUAGCUUUUGCUGUUUAAUUUUUAUUAUUACUUUUUCCAAUAUUAAUUAACAAUAAAUUUAAAAAUGUUUUUAUUUUUAAUAACAGCUGAAAUAUUUAUUGUAGCAGUGAUGAAUUUAUCGGCAAAUUGUUUACCUAGUGGAGCAUUUAAAAACUCCAGGCGACAAGGUCGAGGGAUUUUUGGACCUGAACCUAAAUCACUUGAAAAUCUUGAUAACACCUCAGUCUAUAGUAAUGAUACUACUGAUAAUACAGACAAAACUACUGAUACAACUGGAAUGUUUACCAUAAAGACAAAGAAAAAGUGGCAAGUAGGAAGAGUAAGCCGAAAGCAAUAUGAAAUAGUUAAUAUGAUAUGGAGAAAAACUAAAGUAUUUCUUGAUACAGAGUCUAGGUCAACUACUACUACUAGUUCUUCUACCACUACUACCACCUCUACUUGGAACAAUGAUAUUAAGACAUAUUUGACUAAACGGUCAACCAACAAAAACUCUGAAACCUAUCGAAACAAACCAACGGAAAGUUACAUAGAAUUUUAUUAUUUAGAUGAAAUCGAUGGUCCGAGAUUAGACCAGGAAAACCAUUCUUCACAAUUAAAUUCCGAAUAUAUCAGAAAUCGCCCACAAAAUUCGUUGAAAAAAAUUGAAUCACUUAUAACCCUUUCUCCAGUCCUAGCGUUUCACGUAAACAUUUCACCUCGAACAAAGCAUGCAGUAGUUCCAAAUACAGCCUCUUAUAAGACAUCAAGCGCAUUUAGAGAUCAUCAUAUUAAGAGACUCGCCUACCCUUUUCUUUAUAGUAACAAUUACAAGCAUUCAUUGUUAUGGGACACAUUAAAUUAUGAAAAUAGUACUUCAAAAAUAAAACGCCGUCGGUCACAAAAUUUAGAAGUAGUAGACGAUUAUAAAGAUGAAACGUGUCCACUCUCAACACAAUCUACAACAGAAAGCGCGACAACUACAAAUACUCCUAAUAUUGUCACCGAGAGUUAUUCAAAUGAGAUAGCUUCAACAUUAAACGAUAGAAUAAAAUUUUUUGAAAUAUAUGAUCGGCAAACUGAAAAUGACUUAGAUAUGUUUUGUGAUGUAAAUCAAAACACUGAACAGAACCAGAACAAUAGUCUCCAAGAUGAACAUAACGUUGAAAAACUUUCACUAGAACAUGUUGAUAUAAAUAGUGGUCAUGACAAAAACAUUCCUAAAUAUUUAGCUAAGAAACAUAUCAAUAAAAACGAAUAUAUAAGUAAAGAAGAGGAGAAACUAGAAAAUAAAGUAAAUGUCAAAAGAUUAUCGCAAACUAUGACAUUUUCGAAAACAUUACUACCACAGAAAACAAAUACCAAAAGUUCAUCUCCAAUGAUAGAAGACUACAUUGCGCAGAUAAAAUUAACUACUUCUAUGUAUCCGUUAAAUACAAAACGAAGUGAAUCAACUGAACAUAAAUCAUAUGUUGAUAUGAGUAAAAUUGCUUCGUGGUCUCGUUAUCCUUUUGCGGCAGUUUAUGUGUAUGAGCCAUCUCAGAUACUCUGUGAUGCAGCAGCGGUAAGCCAGCAUUGGCUAAUCACUGCUGGGUCUUGCUUGUCGCGGCAGCAUCGUCGCGAGCCAUCAUUGGAAGGUCGGUCUGCCUUUAUCACGUACUGUGGGGCCACGUGGAGGCAGCCAGAACGGAUUGCUUACGUUAAAUACACUCUUGUUCAUCCUAAAUUCAACCUUAAAGAUAGAAGACGACAGUUUCUUUACAAUAUUGGUGCUAUUCAAGUAGUGGGCAAUAUGAUGUCCGCGUGUCCUGGUUGGGCACCUAUAACAGUGAUGGGUCAUCAGUUCACGACACAUCCAGAAGGAGCUAUAGGUACAGCAGUUGGUUGGGGUUUAGACAGAUAUGCCUCAAAAUAUCCAGAAAGUGAAAUACCAACACAUCCUUUGAUGGAAUACAAUGACAUACUUCACUCCAACCAUUGUCCUGGAAAUAUUGGAUACAAUGAAGCGAAGUUAGUUGAGCCGCUGCACGUUAUGAAAAAUGUGUACUGUCUUUCAUUGCCACCGUACAACAAAGAGGAAUCAGAUCCUGUCCACGGCAGCCUUCUUUUGAUUGGAGGAAAGCUCCUUGCUCUGUAUUUACAGGAGGAGCGUCGUGGCUGGGGAGAGCAGUCUGCGCAGUACACAGGUGUUUGGCGCUUGAUCCCCUGGAUCGUUGAAGUGGCCAAGGAACCCGAAGACAUUGACGCCUUCCCAGCCGAUAUCUGAACUUCCAUCUUGACAAUAGAAUACGAAUAAUAUUUUAGUUAGUUUUACCGGUGUUUGUAUUAGUCUCGGUUUUUUGAGUGUUUUUGUUUUAGAUCAUUUGUUUUUGUAAAUGUUUGUUAUCGAAAAUUUUAUACUAAAAUUUUAAUACAGAAGUAUUUAUUCCAACAGUUGA